UGCGCGCUGUAUCCGGCUGCCCGUCCAGAUGCAGCUCUGCAGAGACGGAGCGGAGGUGCAUGAUGGAUCCCGUCCCACUGCUGCUCAUCAUUGCCGCAUCUCUGCCUCUGCGCCCGGCGGUCUACACCGGACCCCUGCAGGCGGAGAUCUCCAACGGCACUUUUCACCACUUCUUCGUGCCGGACGGAGACUAUGAAGAGACGGUGGACCCGGAGAAGUGCCAGAUGCUGUUCAAGUUCUCCGACGGGUCCCCGUGCCUGGCCCUGGAGGAGAGCGACGCCGCCGUGCGGGACGACUUCGUCCUGGCCAAGCUGCAGGCGGAGGACGCGGCGCGGCUGCUGGAGAGCCUCGGCAGGACCGUGGCGCACGACCUGGACGGGGAGGACAGUUACGGGAAGUUCCUCCAGAGGGAGAUCUCCCAGAUCGGCGAGGCCUUCUCGAACGUGGACAAGUCCCUGCUGGAGCUGGAGGUGAAGUUCAAGCAGAGCCAGGAGACGGAGCUGAGAGAGGAGCAGCAGCUGAACGGAUACGCGGUGAAGCAAGUGAGCGACAUCGGCGGCGCGCUGAGGGGAACCACGGACAUCUCCCUGGGACUGAAGGACAAGCACGAGCUGCUGUCCCUCAUCAUCCGCAGCCACGGCACCAGGCUGAGCCGCCUCAAGACCCAGUACCUUCACGUGGGCUCUUAGUGGGCUUUAAGGGGGAGUUUAUUGAGUUUAUUAUGUGUGCGUAUGUGUGCGUGAGAGAGUGUGUGUGGAUGAAAGACAGAGGACCCUCCGGUUCGUCAAAACGACUGGAAAGUUCAUUGUGGUCUGUGAAUAUCCUUGUUGAGUAUUUGAAACACUCUGACCUUUGGUUGUUCAAAUUCCUUGGAGCUAUGUCACUUAAGGGAGCUCAAAGAAAAAUAUCCACACAUUCCUGCGAGUCAGGAAGGGAAAAGAAACGUGACCAUAAAUUAUGCCUGCGAGGAAAUCCUGCGUGCCACCUCUCUGAGGGGGACAGUGAAAACCAAGCCUAAUUGGAUUCUUUUUGUUUUCUUGUGGGGUUUUUUUUUUGUUUCAAAAAUCAGUAUAAAAGCUUCCAGUCUGUCUUUAAACUAUGCUGUUUACAGCUGAUCAAAUAAAACCUUCCACAAAACAUUCAUGCUCCAUUUUCUUUUCAAGCCAGAUGAAAUAUUAGUCAUUCAACUGAAUUUCAGUUUUCUGUUUCAAGCCUUCCCCAGACAGACUGUUUAACGUUAAACUGUGCUCCGUCAUAAAUCCCCUCCAUUCUUUAAACUUAAGAGGUUUCCAUGAAUCGCCACCACCUUGAAAAUGCUGACUGGUGUACCUGUCCCCCUGCCCUCAUGUCUGUUGUUCCAGACCCUGGUUAAUGGGCGUCUGAAGUCUGUCACUGCCUCCCGCCUCCAUCUGGAAGUCAUCUGCUCCACUGAGAAAUAUGUUUGUUCAGAGGCAGACGCUGUGGACGUUAGCCUAUCUGUCACAAUCUCCAAGGUCCAGGUUUCAUAUGAACAUGUUGAGACUCCAGGUCAUGUAUGCUAUUUCAGUGGAGGAAAUGUAGCUUUCUUUGGUUGCCAAUAAACUGUUAGUGUUUUGCUUUUCAGCUUUGCUGAAACACAACUACUCAUUUAAGACAAAUAGUUUGAAUUCCUGAAUUAAAUA
This is a messenger RNA of Cololabis saira (Pacific saury), 1661 nucleotides long. RefSeq names its product fin bud initiation factor a (gene fibina). Lineage: Eukaryota; Metazoa; Chordata; Actinopteri; Beloniformes; Belonidae. Bases 60 to 689 code for a protein of 209 amino acids. The transcript has a single exon. The record is from RefSeq and is a predicted model, not a curated record.